Molecule: messenger RNA, 992 nt
Organism: Lemur catta (Ring-tailed lemur)
Lineage: Eukaryota; Metazoa; Chordata; Mammalia; Primates; Lemuridae
Gene: C15H17orf78
Product: chromosome 15 C17orf78 homolog
Exons: 7
Coding region: 33-875 (280 amino acids)
Source: RefSeq, a predicted model, not a curated record
UGUCCCUGCAAUGAGCAUGUGCUCAAGCUAACAUGGAUACCAUCUUGGUCUUCAGCCUCAUCAUUACAUCCUACGAUGCCGACAAGAAAGACCUCAGAGAUAGCAGUUGCCAAGUGGAACAGCUGCCUGGGCUCUUCCCAAAGGAUGUGCCAAGCAUCAGGGAUUUGCUAAUGCAAGAAACUCACACAGAAACCAAAAGGGCAACAUUCAUCCAAAAUCAGACUGUGGCUACUCUGCAGUGCCUUGGUUCUGGGAGCAAAGUGAAAGUCAACCUUCUGUAUUUGGAGAGAAAGGCAAAGGUUAAGCAUAUUAUAAAGAACCUGAAAGUCGUUGCUGUUCCCCGCAGAAACAACUUUGUCUCCCCAAGCUGUCAGCUAACCCUUUCAUCCAAGUUUCAGACUGGAUCCCUUCUAACAGGCAAAGCUUUUUUACCAGGGAUCUCCCAAUGUAAGGUCUAUCCAGUGAUGUGGGCUUCAUCAGAGACUUUUUCCACCUCUACUGAUGCCAUUACUCCUGGGAAUACAGAAGGAGAGAAAACUACAAGUAUUGACACAGAUGAGAACCUAGAGAAGAGGAAGAAAUGGAGUAUUGUGGUCAAAUUUCUGAUUGCUGUCACCUUGUUGCUCAGUGGAGUCGCCAUUAUAGUAUUUGUAAUCUUUGAAGUCCCAUGUCCUUGUCAAUGCAAAGGAGCCAGGAAGCUGUGCCAAUGCCAGUGGUGGUGGAGAAGGCAAAGGAAAGGAGGCCAGAAACCUGGGACAGCUGAAUCCCAGCGUGACUCUCAGCCUGAGAAGGAAAGUGUUGGACAAGAUGCUCCCAACUCAUCAAACCCAAAGAAAACUGCAGGGAUCACUGUUAUCCACCAGACAUACUUCUGAAAAGUUUUGCUCUGCCUCACACAUUGAAUGAAGGAUACUACACUGUCCUCUCCCUAUUAUCAACAUGGGCAGAUUCUUGCCAAUUUUACACUUGUAUCUUCAGUGGGGACAUUAUAA